This is a messenger RNA of Heterobilharzia americana, 498 nucleotides long. The record is from the annotation of a GenBank genome assembly. NCBI's taxonomy places the organism in Eukaryota, Metazoa, Platyhelminthes, Trematoda, Strigeidida, Schistosomatidae.
AUGAUGAAUUCAAAACUGUGUUCAAUCAGUUUACUUCCAUCUGAACAAAAUAAUGUUCCUUAUUUCAUCAGUGGUAGUGUUUUAGAUCAAGAGAAAGGAUAUGGCUAUCUCACAUUUAAUGAAUCAUUGUAUCAUGAAGCUGAGGCUUCUGGCAACUUAGAAGCCAGAAUAGGAUUUUAUCACCUAAAAAUAUUAGGUGAAGAUUGUUCUCAUCCUCCCAAAUACACAAUUUCAUGGCCAAUCACAUUUGAACACAUUCGAUCCGAUUUACCAAUCUGGUCUAGAAGGAGAUAUGAAUUCAACAUAGACUCACUGCAUCCACCCGGUUAUGAAAUUGGUAAAGUGACUGCUUAUUCAUCAACAAUCAAUGUAACUGAUGGUAAUCCACCUAUUGGUGAUGAUACAGGAAUGUGCGUUUAUACAAUUCAAGAUGCCAGUCAUUCAUUUGCAAUCAAUGGACAUGGUAAGGUGUACAAAGUGCUGGUUCAAGUUAUUUGA